Molecule: messenger RNA, 1582 nt
Organism: Misgurnus anguillicaudatus (oriental weatherfish)
Lineage: Eukaryota; Metazoa; Chordata; Actinopteri; Cypriniformes; Cobitidae
Source: RefSeq, a predicted model, not a curated record
CACAUACCUUGACUCUAGGGGUCUAAAGACACAAAAUAAAGUCAGAAAUCUUGGUGUAAUUUUAGAGUCUGACCUUAAUUUCAGUAGUCACGUGAAAGCGAUAAGCAAAUCAGCUUACUACCAUCUCAGAAAUAUUGCCAGAAUUAGCUGUUUUGUCUCAAGACAGGACUUAGAGAAACUUGUUCAUGCUUUCAUCACCAGCAGGGUGGAUUACUGCCAGGCACGGAUUAACGCACGGGCCUACUGGGCACUUGCCCAGGGCACUGGGCCAGCAGGGGGCACUGUCAAAUUUACUGUGUCUAUUCUUUUCAAAUAAAUAUUUUAAUUUUAAUUUUACUUUCAUUAAAAUUGUGUUAAAUAGUGAGGAAUAAUGUACUUUUUUGCAGUUGCAAAGUAUUAAAACUAGUAAAUAAAUCAAAUAAAUAAUUUUAAUGUAUUGCUGCGCUGUUGAGAGGGACAUCUAGAGGCGAGUAAAAACCAUUGCGUCAAUGCGUAAUAUAAAAGUCAUGCGUAGAGAACCGUUACUCAAAACCCAAAACAAAAAUGAGUUUAAAACCACAACCAAGUGGAUCGAUGAAAAGAAAGCACAAAAAGGACAAAGAAACAAGAGAAGCUCAAUUACUAAAAAAGCUACCAACAAUAUCCAGCUUUUUUAAAAACGCAAACACUGUGGACGCUAACAACAACGUUUCUGCUGCUUCAAGUGAAGAUGGCGCUAGCACAACUAACCGUGAUAGGAGUGAUACGGAGUCGCCGGCCUGUGAUUACUUCAACCCACCGGCACUGCGGCUGCCGGCGCCACCAUCGCCCCCGCCACCAUCGCCCCCGCCGCCAUCGCCCCCGCCGCCAUCGCAAUGUCAGGAUGAUCAAACUAAAAGUAAGACGGAUGAUGAUGACCACCUGUUUUGGGAGACAAACAACGACCCCGCAUUGUGGGGAGAUAUAAAAAGGGAUUCGGUGAAAAGUAUUCUUAUUAACAGAGGGGCUGCAGCUUUCCAUAACCGAAGCUCAAAAUAUACUUCUUCUGUAAGGGAUAGCGGUCUGGGUGGAAAGACUCGCUCCCUUACAAAUGAUUUGUUGAACACUCGCUUACCAAACGGCCAGAUUGUGUCACGAGAGUGGCUUUUAUACUCUCCAUCAACGGGACAGGUGUUCUGCUAUUCUUGCAAACUUUUCUCAUCCAAGAGACACGCCUUUACAGAUGGAUUCAGUGACUGGAAGCACCCAGAACGGAUUUCUGAACAUGAGAGGAGCCCAGGCCAUAUGUCCUGUAUGCUAGCCUUAUUACAUAGAUCUAAAAACACUCAAGCGAUUGACUCGGCUCUGGUCAAACAAAUUGCUGGAGAGAGGGAAUACUGGAAAGAGGUACUGAAACGUGUGGUGGCAGUAAUAAAAUUUUUAGCCGAAAGAGGACUGGCUUUCAGGGGGGAGGAUGAACUCCUAGAGGAGUGCUUUAAGUGUGACAGGUGUAUGUCAGUUUUAUAAGCAUGACGUACAACGCAUCAAGAAAAGAAAAACUUUUGCUGACGAGACCACAGAUGGUGAUGCAGGCCUUAGUGGAAAACGUAAGUUUCAAGUGGAC